Molecule: messenger RNA, 1248 nt
Organism: Cyphellophora europaea CBS 101466
Lineage: Eukaryota; Fungi; Ascomycota; Eurotiomycetes; Chaetothyriales; Cyphellophoraceae
Exons: 1
Coding region: 1-1248 (415 amino acids)
Biological process (GO): GPI anchor biosynthetic process
Cellular component (GO): membrane; glycosylphosphatidylinositol-mannosyltransferase I complex
Molecular function (GO): GPI mannosyltransferase activity; alpha-1,4-mannosyltransferase activity
Source: RefSeq, a predicted model, not a curated record
AUGAUGAGCUUCUUCGCAUCCCCUGCUCUCAUCUUUGGCCUUGCAUUCCUCCUUCGAGCAGUCCUGCUCAUCUAUGGCAUCUACCAAGACUCGACAUCUGCCAUCAAGUACACGGAUAUUGAUUAUUUCGUCUUCACCGAUGCGGCUGCUUAUGUCUCCCGCGGAUCCUCUCCUUACCUAAGGUCCACCUAUCGCUAUACGCCGCUGCUCUCAUGGAUCCUACUACCCACAGCGCAGGGUGGCCUGCUUUUUCAUUCUGGCAAGGCGCUGUUUGCGCUGUCCGAUCUUCUAGCCGGCUGGAUCCUCAUGCGUUUGUUGGUCAAGCAGGGCCAUGCUCGAUCCACGGCCCUCAAGUACGCUUCCGUGUGGCUGCUCAACCCGAUGGUCGCCAAUAUUUCAACGCGUGGUAGCUCUGAAGGCCUGCUAUGUGCCCUAGUCCUCUCAUUACUAUACGCGUACACCGCCUGGUCGCCAACCAUCUCUGGGGCUCUCCUUGGCCUUGCCGUCCACUUCAAGAUCUACCCAUUCAUCUACGCCCCAGCAUUUCUCCUCGCCCUUCGACUCCCUCCACUGCCACAAGAAGCCACCAUGCCGCAAAUCUUCAACCACAUCGUCUCCACCCAACGAACCAACUUCACCCUCGCCGCACUCGGCACCUUCACGGCCCUAAACCUCCUCAUGUUCCAACUCUACGGCCCAGACUUCCUGCAACACACCUUCCUCUACCACAUCACGCGCCUGGACCACCGCCACAACUUCUCCCCCUACAACACCCUCCUGUACCUCUCCUCCUCCUCAUCCUCCGCCUUUGCCAUCGAAUCCCUCGCCUUCCUCCCCCAACUGCUCCUCUCCUGUGUCUUCCUCCCCCUCGCCCUCGCCACCCGCAACCUCGCCGGCUGCCUCCUCGCACAGACCCUCGCCUUCGUCACCUUCAACAAAGUCUGCACCAGCCAGUAUUUCCUAUGGUACCUGGUCUUCCUACCGCUCUACCUCCCCAACAGCAGGUUCUUCCUCCGCCGUCCCAAAGUCGGGUUCGCGGCCCUCUCGGCGUGGGUGCUGGGCCAGGCCCUGUGGCUGCAGCAGGGCUAUGAGCUGGAGUUUCUGGGACGCAGCACCUUCGUCCCGGGACUGUGGGUGGCGAGUCUGCUGUUCUUUGCCGUCAACUGUUGGGUUUUGGGCCUCGUGGUGCAGGAUAUUGUUGGCCAGCAGGGUGGGCAUGCGGAGGGUGGUGGUAAGAAGGUAGAGUAG